This is a messenger RNA of Fasciola hepatica (liver fluke), 453 nucleotides long. The record is from the annotation of a GenBank genome assembly. NCBI's taxonomy places the organism in Eukaryota, Metazoa, Platyhelminthes, Trematoda, Plagiorchiida, Fasciolidae.
AUGGACUGGCAAUGGGAGAUCGGUUAUAUUGGAUGUCAAGUGGAAUUUCAAGUGAACUGGAAUGGAACAAUCAAAGUGUUUUUCUUCCUUAAAGAAAUGGACACGGAUUUUCGUGAAGAAUGUUUAUCUGCUUCGGCAACAAAUUUCAAUCAGUUGAUUCAAGAGCAAUUCAAGUUAUUUGGCACGCGAUUCUCGGAAGUUAUCAUAACCAAAAGUAACGAAGCCCAAAAUGAGGUCAUGUUUUGCGUUGAUCCAAGUGACCCAGUUAAUGUGAUGUACCAAACUGAGUAUAGCAGAACCAGUCAAAACGCGAUUGAAAUUUUAAAAAAUCAGGUAACGCUUUUGCAAACGACAGUCUCGGAUAGCACGAUAACAGAAAACAAGGGUUCCACAUGGAGCGAUUUGGUUUCACUCUGUACGAUUCUUCCAUUACUUUUGUUAUUAUUUCAAUGA